AUGGGUUUUAGCAAAGUUCCUUGGUCUGAUGUUUGCUUACCUCUCCAGCAAGGAGGUUUAAACAUAUCUCCGUUGCGAAUCAAAAAUCAAUCCCUUCUCCUUAAAUGGAUUUGGAAGUUGAGAACGGGCAGAAAAACUACUCUUUGGUUUACAGUUAUUUCAUGCAGUACGGGUAUCUCGGAUUGGAGAAAUCUUAAUUCGAUAAACACAACAAAGCUAUCUCAGUUAUGGCGUGGGAUUCAUUCUGUUUGUGUUAAAAAUGUUGAGGUCUGGAAUAUUUUUAACAAUGGCAUUGCUUCACACUUGGGUAAUGGCAAAGAAUAUGUUUUUGGCAUGAUUCAUGGGAAUAAAACCAUAUCUGUUAAAGAUGCUUAUGAUGACUCUAAUCAGAACUUCAGUUUCAGAUGGAAUCGCAGACUGCGAAUUGGAGAACAGCAGCUGCUCGCUCUUCUCCAAGAACAGGUGCAAUGCAAUCUGCCAAUAGCUGAUCAAGAAGACUAUUUCUCUUGGAAUAACAAAGAUAAAUUCACUCCAUCAGGAUUUAAUUUGUUAUUACAAGCUGCUCCAUUGUAUUCUUCGCCUGAUUAUGAUCUGCGUAAUGCUUCGGACUUAGAUUAUGAAAGCAGAUUGCAUUCUGCAACUGUUCAUGUCUCUGCUACUCUUCAAGCCGACAAGGAUUAUUCUUUUUUCUGGAGAUUCAAGCUCCCUCCUCGCAUCCUUUUCUUCCUGUGGCUGUUAGCAAGAGAUAGACUAUCUUCUAAUCAGGUUCUUGUGAUCAGAGGUAUCCUUCCUUUGGCAAAAAUUGGUUGCUCAUUUUGCUCUUGUGAUGAAACCAACGUCCACAUUAUGAUACAUUGUCGUUAUGCUUGGUUAAUUUGGAAUAAUUUGCUGCGUAUGUGCAAUAUUCAAUUGGUAAUGCCUCCUACUUUAAUAGAGUUCUUUCAUUUUUGGAGUUCACUUUCCUUGAACAGAUACCGACAUCUAUGGCAAACGAUUUGGUUUUUUUGCGUUUGGGAUAUUUGGAAAGCUAGAAAUAAAAGGGUAUUCAACAAUGAGUUUGUAGAGGUGAAUUCUCUGAUAUUUGGAGCAAUUUGCAAAGCGGUGGAAUUUUACAAGGACAAUAAUCAUGGUUUUGUCUAUUCGGGAAAUGAUGUAUAUCGAAAUUUACUUUUCUUUUGUAAUUUUGAUUAA
Messenger RNA from Mercurialis annua (annual mercury), 1191 nucleotides. RefSeq lists its product as uncharacterized. The transcript is spliced from 2 exons. The record is from RefSeq and is a predicted model, not a curated record. The coding region runs from base 1 to 1191 and encodes 396 amino acids. Lineage: Eukaryota; Viridiplantae; Streptophyta; Magnoliopsida; Malpighiales; Euphorbiaceae.